Messenger RNA from Onychostoma macrolepis, 1696 nucleotides. RefSeq names its product H-2 class II histocompatibility antigen, A-U alpha chain-like. Lineage: Eukaryota; Metazoa; Chordata; Actinopteri; Cypriniformes; Cyprinidae. The transcript is spliced from 4 exons. The record is from RefSeq and is a predicted model, not a curated record. Gene Ontology annotation, biological process: immunoglobulin production involved in immunoglobulin-mediated immune response; immune response; antigen processing and presentation of exogenous peptide antigen via MHC class II. Gene Ontology annotation, molecular function: MHC class II protein complex binding. Gene Ontology annotation, cellular component: MHC class II protein complex; membrane. The coding region runs from base 93 to 803 and encodes 236 amino acids.
UUGGGAGGCUUCUACAUGGCCAGGAGUCAGUAGCUGUUAUUCACUCCAGUAAGGAUUGUUUGAUAUUGUGUUUGCUCUACUCUGAAUGAACGAUGGAGCUGUAUGGUGUCCUGCUUAUGCUCGCUGUUAUUGGCAGUACUGAGACUCAAGUUCUGCACAGGGAUGUUCAGUUUGCUGGGUGUUCUGAUACAGAGAAAGAGGAUUUGUAUGGACUUGAUGGAGAGGAACUGUAUCAUUCAGACUUCAUUAGAAAAGAAGGAGUAGUGACAGCGCCUGACUUUGCAGAUCCUGUCAGCUUUCCUGGAUUUUAUGAGGGUGGUGUUGCUAAUCAAGAGGUCUGCAAACAAAACUUAGCCACAUUCAUUAAAGCCUACAACUCCCCUGAGGAGCAAAUAGACCCCCCGGAUGCUUCCAUCUAUUCAAAAGAGGAUGUGGUGCUGGGUGCUGAGAACACUCUCAUCUGUCAUGUGACUGGACUCUUCCCUCCACCUGUCAAAGUCUCCUGGACUAAAAACAAUCAGAUUGUGACAGAGAGCAUGAGUCUAAGCCAGUACCGCAGAAAUAAUGACGGCACCUUCAACAUCUUCUCCUCGCUGAAGUUCACGCCUGCAGAGGGAGACAUUUACAGCUGCACUGUGUCCCACAAAGCUCUAGAGAGCGGUUCUGAAACUAAAACAUGGGAGGUGGAUGUUGCGGUGCCCAGUGUUGGUCCAGCUGUGUUUUGUGGAGUGGGUCUGUCUCUGGGGCUGCUGGGAGUCGCAGCUGGAACGUUCUUCCUCAUUAAAGGAAACAAUUGCAACUGACCGCUCUGGUUUAAAAGUCAACAUAUUCUUGUUUUGUAAUUCAGAUUCUUUGUACUUCUUAUUAACAUUCUCCUCCAAUGAAAAUUCUAUAAAUUAAACCUUUUGGUCCUAAAAACAAUUUUUUUUAAUACCAUUGUACAUGACAAACAAUGUUCAAAUUUGGCUGGUGUUCUAGUCGAAUUAUUGCUCCGACACAGCAUGAUUUUUUUCCAUUUGUUCAAAUGUUCAUAAGUGAUCCAAAUUUAAUUUUUCUUUUGAAAUUUACAGCAAACACACCGUGCAGCAUUUUGAGAUGCAUUUUAUAGAACUUCACUAAAACAUUUGAUUCUCAUUUUCACCUAAAAAUGAAGAUAUAACUCAUCUGACAGUUUAUGGUUCAUCAUUAAGUAAGAGUCUAUGUUUCAAGUUAAUCAAAUCAGUGAAAUCACAAAAUAAAGUUAAAUGUAUUACGGUUCCAGAUAUUUGUUCACAGACACAGGGCUCUGACACACAGUUCAAACACUGGACAAACAAUAUUAUUUUACUGCUCAUUUAUCUAUUUCUCUACAACAUUUCUUUGCUUAAAACAUAAUCUCACAUACUAAACAUUGAUAUGUCUUAAAUACACAGAAAGUUCUUUUGCAAAAUUAUUUGUAAUUGCUAAAAGUAAUUUUGUAAUUUUUUUCAUUAUAUAUUUUUUUCUUGCCUGUAUUGGACAAAACAGUUUAACUAGUGAAGACAAGUAAAAUAUCCUCACAAAUCAGUAGCUCUGAUAUUUAACUAUAUUAGUAAGGACACUUGUCCCUCACAUGUAUAGACACCUUUACACAAACACACAUAUGCACACACACUUUAAAUGGUUUGUUUUUUCUGAUAUUUUAUACUUUGGCAAAUAAUAAAUCCCCUACAAUUAA